Purpureocillium takamizusanense is the source of this 213-nucleotide messenger RNA. RefSeq lists its product as uncharacterized. The coding region runs from base 1 to 213 and encodes 70 amino acids. The record is from RefSeq and is a predicted model, not a curated record. NCBI's taxonomy places the organism in Eukaryota, Fungi, Ascomycota, Sordariomycetes, Hypocreales, Ophiocordycipitaceae. The transcript has a single exon.
AUGGUCGUCCAUGAAAAGUGGGAUUACCUGGUCACGGCGAGCUCACAAGACUACCACGUCGCACUGAGCAAGUAUUGGGCGCACGAGAUGUGGUCGAGGGUCUUUGACAUUGAGGAGACUGCCGUGGUUCACUCGUAUACGUACGAGCCGUUGGCGCUCCGGCUCGUCAUGUUCGAGCAGCUGCGAGUCGCGUUUGGCGUUGAUAUCUAUUGA